GCAAAAACAACAGCAACAACAGCAGCAAUGAGUUCGAAUACCAAGAAUCAAGUACAGAGGCUGAAGCCCAACCUCACUGGUGCACAGGAAACACUCCUCGCCAUCCUGUACUCGCGUGCACUGGAUGCCAAGACCACCGUUCCGAUCCUGGGCGAUCGGUACGCUGCACGACUUGUCGAUCAGCUCGACUACGACUUCUCGAAGCUUCACGUCAUCUGGCUCAAGGCAGCUGCAAUUGCUCUGCGUGCCAGGUUCCUAGACCAGUGGACCGCCGAGUUCCUCCAACAGGCCCAGCACGACGGCGAGCCCGUCACAGUCCUUCACCUAGCCGCGGGCCUGGACACCCGCGCGCUGAGGCUACAGGAACACUGCAACCAGGACAGAGCAGACUUCCGCUGGGUCGACGUCGAUCUCCCGGAUGUCAUCGAUGUGAGAGGCAGACUCCGGCUGCCGGAACCGGACGGCGGCAGGAUGCAGUACGAGGUGGUCGCGGCCGAUGUGACGGAUGAGCUGUGGCUCGCGGAGCUCCGGCUUCCCCGCGACCGCAGGACGCUCGUGGUGUUUGAGGGCCUGACUAUGUACCUGCAGCCCGCACAGGGCCGUGCACUUAUCGAGAAUUUGACGCAUUGUUUCGUCGGAGCGGGGAAUCAGCUGGUGUUUGACUGCUUCAACUGGUUCCCGCUGCUGGUCCAGAAGUUCGAGCCCAUCGUCGCCAACACAGGAUCACGAUUCUCGUGGGCGAUAAACGACCCAGGGGAACUUGAGGGAUGGAAUCAAAGACUGCAUCUAACGGGUGAAGUCCUGCCCUCAGAUAAUCCAGAAAAUUUCCGGCUACCAAUCAUUAUGAGACUGUUCUGUUGGGUGGUCUCGUGGAUACCGGGACUGCGAACAUCAGCUAGAUACCUCAGAUACGAGUGGUGAUGUGGACUGUCCCCAGGAAUUUUCAUCUAAUAGAUAAU
Molecule: messenger RNA, 959 nt
Organism: Diaporthe batatas
Lineage: Eukaryota; Fungi; Ascomycota; Sordariomycetes; Diaporthales; Diaporthaceae
Exons: 1
Coding region: 28-921 (297 amino acids)
Biological process (GO): methylation
Molecular function (GO): methyltransferase activity
Source: RefSeq, a predicted model, not a curated record